GGGAAGAUGAAGCCAGGGAACCAGUAGUAGAUGAAGGAUCCGAGUGUGACAAGCAGGAAGUAUUUCAUGCGCGACAUGCGUCCAUGGUCCUCUGCACGAUCGACAACGUGAUGUAACGAGCGGAAGAGCGAGGCCGUGACCAAGGUCGAGGGCCAGAUCAUAUGUGCGGGGCGAAUGAGGACCUUGCGAAGGGCACCAGCAAGGGCAAAACCGGUGACCUGGGUUGUGAGAACCAAGAGAAGACCGGCGAUGAAGGGCUUCUCGGCGUUGUAGAACACCUUCUGCAAGAUAACAAUGUCGACGGCAUAAGCGGUACUGGUGUUGCAGGCAGUCAUGGUUCCAAUGAGGACAUGUUCCUUGAUCGAGAAGGGACCAGGAUUGAGAGAGAAUUUCCAGCCAAAGAGGCUGAACUCACCCAUAGGCAGGACACUGGCCAUGAAGUGGCCCAGUGGGAGGGAAAUCAGGGCAACGACAGAAUAACCAAUAGAGAUCUGGGUCUGACGGAGAUAAAAGAACUGGUUGACGAAGGAGACGGCGGCCGUGAAGAGAAGACCAAGGAACCACAUGCGGAAGGUGUUACAUGGUAUCAAUGGGUCAUCCGUGUCUGUAUAACAUUUUGUAGAAGGGAGGUGUUAUGUUAGAUGGUGUGGAAUGUGCAGAUAUUGAUGGAUGUGAAAAGUGAACAUGGCUGGGGAAACAGGCAUUAUGAUAUGAACGUCGCCAGAAAACAGACAGAGUAGAAGAGGGAGGAUGGGCUGCGAUAGCUGUGGAUGACAGGAAUAUGGGGAUAGGAGGUGGAGGACUAGAGUGGUACUUACUGGGGACGGUAACACGGACUUCC
This is a messenger RNA of Gamsiella multidivaricata, 841 nucleotides long. RefSeq lists its product as uncharacterized. NCBI's taxonomy places the organism in Eukaryota, Fungi, Mortierellomycota, Mortierellomycetes, Mortierellales, Mortierellaceae. The coding region runs from base 162 to 641 and encodes 159 amino acids. The transcript has a single exon. The record is from RefSeq and is a predicted model, not a curated record.